AUGUCACUGGAAUAUACAGAAAAACAAAUCGAAGGACUUCGAAAAAUUCAGCGACUAUGGCGUCGCUAUAUUGAUGUGCAAGUAUUUCGUUUCUAUCGUGAUCUUAUCAAUUUUCAUAAUAACGGUGAUCCACAAAUUUUAAUGCGUACAAUAAAUCCCACAGAAGCAAAAUAUAUAGAUCCGGCAGCUGGUGUUCGCAUACGUUUUCGUUUAGCUGGUGAACGUUUUCCACCGACAAUUUACUAUAAAAUGUUUACAAAUCGACCUAUUCAAGACAUAUGCGCUAAUGCGCCAAGAGAUUACACACGUCCUUAUCUAAGAUUAAAAAGUGCAGUGGAUUCUAAUAAUAAAUUAAAUCGAUUUCCACAACAAGAUCAAGGUGGAUGGUAUCGUCGAAUUGAAAAUAAUGGUUGGAGGCCAGUUGCAUAUACACAUUUAUUGCAAGUGAACAUUGACCAAUAUUUUUGUUCAAAUGAAUUUAAAAAGCCCACCCCGUUUUCUCAUUCAAGAAUGCAGCGACGACAAGAUGUAGAACAGAGACGCAAACAAAGAAAAUUAGAGUGGCUUAAAAAAAUGUAUCAAGCUGGUAUGGUUAAUGCAAAUAAGAAUGAGGAUCUAAAAGAAAACGACAGUGAAAAUGAAAUGUCUCGUCUUAUCAAUGAAACUACAGCAAGUAUAUUACGAAUAUAUAAUACAUUUGGCGAAGAAGCUGUCGAAGAUUGGGAAGUUAACGAAUUACUUGAAUGGACACAUAAUCUAAAUUAUGAUGAAUACUUAAUCGAUUGGCGAACGAUUGGUACAAGUGGUUCAUCAAAUAUUCUUGUUGAUAGAGCAAUUCGAUAUCAACAAACACGAGAUGUUGAUGACCGAUCAAAUUCAAGUUUAACUGAAUCAAGACAUGUAUCAAUGCAAGCGAAUGUUCCAACUAAUGGUUCCCUACGAAUGCUGCCCAUGUUGGACGGUGAACCAAGUUUUGAACGUACAUCAACAACUGCUCCUUCGCAACCGGCUAGUGAGCAUAAAAAUUAG
Molecule: messenger RNA, 1029 nt
Organism: Rotaria socialis
Lineage: Eukaryota; Metazoa; Rotifera; Eurotatoria; Philodinida; Philodinidae
Source: the annotation of a GenBank genome assembly